Molecule: messenger RNA, 17610 nt
Organism: Grammomys surdaster
Lineage: Eukaryota; Metazoa; Chordata; Mammalia; Rodentia; Muridae
Gene: Dst
Product: dystonin
Exons: 94
Coding region: 32-16540 (5502 amino acids)
Biological process (GO): hemidesmosome assembly; intermediate filament cytoskeleton organization; cell-cell adhesion
Cellular component (GO): intermediate filament; cytoplasm; focal adhesion
Molecular function (GO): structural molecule activity; microtubule binding; calcium ion binding
Source: RefSeq, a predicted model, not a curated record
CACGGGCGCGGCCAGCCCCCCGGACCACGGCAUGGCGGGGUACCUGUCCCCCGCCGCCUACAUGUACGUGGAGGAGCAGGAGUACCUCCAGGCUUACGAGGAUGUCCUGGAAAGGUACAAAGAUGAGCGGGACAAAGUUCAAAAGAAAACAUUUACAAAAUGGAUAAAUCAGCAUCUCAUGAAGGUUCGGAAGCACGUGAACGAUCUCUACGAGGAUCUGAGGGAUGGGCACAAUUUGAUCUCCCUCCUGGAGGUUCUGUCCGGAGAUACCUUGCCCCGAGAGAAGGGUCGGAUGCGCUUUCACAGGCUACAGAAUGUACAGAUUGCACUGGACUAUUUGAAAAGACGCCAGGUGAAGUUAGUGAAUAUCAGAAAUGAUGACAUAACAGAUGGAAAUCCUAAGCUGACUUUGGGGUUAAUAUGGACAAUAAUUCUGCACUUUCAGAUAUCUGACAUCCAUGUAACUGGAGAGUCAGAGGACAUGUCUGCGAAAGAAAGGCUGCUCCUGUGGACACAGCAGGCGACAGAAGGUUAUGCCGGGGUGCGGUGUGAAAACUUUACUACCUGCUGGAGAGAUGGGAAACUAUUCAAUGCCAUCAUUCAUAAAUACAGGCCGGACCUGAUAGACAUGAAUACUGUUGCUGUUCAAAGCAACCUUGCAAACUUAGAGCACGCUUUUUAUGUAGCUGAAAAAAUCGGUGUUAUCAGACUUCUGGACCCUGAAGAUGUUGAUGUCUCCUCCCCGGACGAGAAGUCAGUGAUAACCUAUGUGUCCUCUCUCUAUGAUGCAUUUCCCAAAGUCCCUGAAGGUGGCGAAGGCAUUGGUGCAAACGAUGUUGAAGUCAAAUGGAUUGAAUACCAGAAUAUGGUGAACUACCUCAUCCAGUGGAUUAGACACCACGUGGUCACAAUGUCCGAGAGAACAUUUCCUAACAACCCUCUAGAACUAAAGGCACUUUAUAAUCAGUAUUUACAGUUCAAAGAGAAAGAAAUCCCACCAAAGGAGACCGAGAAAUCAAAAAUUAAACGACUGUAUAAAUUAUUAGAGAUUUGGAUCGAGUUUGGGCGCAUCAAACUCCUUCAAGGUUAUCAUCCGAACGACAUCGAAAAGGAGUGGGGCAAACUCAUCAUCGCCAUGCUCGAGAGGGAGAAGGCGCUGCGUCCUGAGGUGGAGAGGUUGGAUAUGCUGCAGCAAAUUGCUACCCGAGUUCAGAGGGAUAGUGUCAGCUGCGAAGAUAAACUCAUCCUCGCCCGAAAUGCUCUCCAGUCUGAUUCCAAAAGAUUAGAAUCAGGUGUGCAGUUUCAGAAUGAAGCAGAGAUUGCCGGGUACAUACUUGAAUGUGAGAACCUUUUACGCCAGCACGUGAUUGACGUACAGAUUCUGAUAGACGGGAAAUACUACCAGGCUGAUCAGCUGGUGCAGAGGGUUGCAAAGCUGCGAGAUGACAUUGUGGCCUUAAGGAACGAGUGUUCCUCGGUGUACAGCCAAGGACGCAUGCUGACCACGGAGCAGACCAAGCUCAUGAUAUCAGGAAUCACUCAAAGCUUAAACUCAGGAUUUGCACAGACCUUACACCCUAGUCUGAACUCGGGGCUAACGCAGAGUUUAACCCCUUCCUUGACGUCUUCUAGCGUGACCUCGGGCUUGUCGUCCGGGAUGACAUCCCGCCUGACACCGUCGGUUACUCCAGUGUAUACACCUGGGUUCCCAUCAGUGGUAGCUCCAAACUUCAGUUUGGGGGUAGAGCCAAAUUCAUUACAGACUUUGAAGCUAAUGCAGAUCCGAAAGCCCCUUCUCAAGUCAUCUUUGCUGGAUCAGAACUUGACAGAAGAGGAAGUCAAUAUGAAAUUUGUUCAAGAUCUCUUGAACUGGGUUGACGAGAUGCAGGUGCAGCUGGACCGCACUGAAUGGGGCUCAGAUUUGCCAAGUGUUGAAAGUCAUUUAGAAAACCAUAAAAAUGUUCACCGAGCCAUUGAAGAAUUUGAAUCUAGCCUUAAGGAAGCUAAAAUUAGUGAGAUUCAGAUGACAGCACCUCUGAAGCUCUCUUACAUGGAUAAGUUGCACAGAUUAGAGAGUCAGUAUGCUAAACUCCUGAACACAUCCAGAAACCAGGAGCGGCAUCUCGAUACGCUCCACAACUUUGUAACCCGGGCAACAAACGAACUUAUCUGGUUGAAUGAAAAAGAAGAGUCGGAGGUUGCUUACGACUGGAGUGAGAGGAACAGCAACAUCGCCCGGAAGAAAGGCUACCACGCAGAACUGAUGCGGGAGCUGGAGCAGAAGGAGGAAAGCAUUAAAGCUGUUCAGGAGAUCGCAGAGCAGCUGCUUCUAGAAAACCACCCAGCCCGCUUGACCAUCGAGGCAUACAAAGCGGCCAUGCAGACGCAGUGGAGCUGGAUCCUCCAGCUGUGCCAGUGUGUGGAGCAGCACAUUCAGGAGAACACUGCGUAUUUUGAGUUUUUCAAUGAUGCCAAAGAAGCUACUGAUUACCUAAGGAAUCUGAAAGAUGCCAUUCAGCGCAAGUACAGCUGUGACAGAUCGAGCAGCAUUCACAAACUGGAAGACCUCGUCCAGGAGUCCAUGGAGGAAAAGGAGGAGCUCCUGCAGUACCGGAGCGUGGUGGCAGGUCUGAUGGGACGGGCAAAGACGGUCGUGCAGCUGAAGCCAAGGAAUCCUGACAAUCCACUCAAAACAUCCAUCCCGAUCAAAGCCAUCUGUGACUACAGACAAAUUGAGAUAACCAUUUACAAAGACGAUGAAUGUGUUUUGGCAAACAACUCUCAUCGUGCUAAAUGGAAGGUCAUCAGUCCUACUGGGAAUGAGGCCAUGGUCCCAUCUGUGUGUUUUACUGUUCCCCCACCAAACAAAGAAGCAGUUGACUUUGCCAACAGAAUUGAGCAACAGUAUCAGAGCGUCCUCACUCUUUGGCAUGAAUCUCACAUAAACAUGAAGAGUGUAGUCUCCUGGCAUUAUCUAGUCAAUGAAAUCGACAGAAUUCGAGCUAGUAACGUGGCUUCAAUAAAGACAAUGUUGCCUGGCGAACACCAGCAGGUUCUCAGUAAUCUCCAGUCCCGCCUGGAAGAUUUCCUGGAGGAUAGCCAGGAAUCCCAAAUAUUUUCAGUCUCAGAUAUAACUCAGAUAGAAAAGGAAGUGAAUGUGUGCAGGAAGUAUUAUCAAGAGCUUCUCAAGUCUGCAGAAAGAGAGGAGCAAGAGGAGUCUGUGUAUAAUCUGUACAUCUCGGAGGUGCGCAACAUCCGACUCCGCCUGGAGAGCUGUGAAGACAGGUUAAUUCGGCAGAUCAGGACUCCCCUGGAAAGAGAUGAUUUACAUGAAAGCAUGUUCAGAAUCACGGAACAGGAGAAACUGAAGAAAGAGCUGGAACGGCUCAAAGAGGAUUUGGGAACCAUCACAAAUAAGUGUGAAGAGUUUUUCAGCCAAGCGGCCGACUCCCCAUCUGUCCCCGCUCUCCGCUCAGAGCUCAGCGUGGUCGUUCAGAGCAUGAGUCAGAUCUACUCCAUGUCUUCCACUUACAUAGAGAAGUUGAAGACUGUUAAUUUGGUUUUAAAAAACACCCAAGCUGCAGAAGCCCUUGUCAAACUUUAUGAAACCAAACUGUGUGAAGAAGAAGCAGUUAUAGCUGACAAGAAUACCAUUGAGAAUUUAAUGAGUACUUUAAAGCAAUGGCGAUCAGAAGUAGAUGAGAAGAGAGAGGUGUUCCAUGCUUUGGAAGACGAGUUGCAGAAAGCAAAAGCCAUCAGUGAUGAGAUGUUCAAGACACACAAAGAACGGGACCUUGACUUAGACUGGCACAAAGAAAAGGCAGACCAGCUCGUCGAAAGGUGGCAGAGUGUUCAUGUCCAGAUCGACAAUAGGCUACGAGACUUAGAAGGCAUCGGGAAGUCCCUGAAGCACUACAGGGAUUCCUAUCACCCUCUAGAUGACUGGAUCCAGCAAAUUGAAACUACCCAGAGAAAAAUUCAGGAAAAUCAGCCAGAAAACAGCAAAGCCCUGGCCCUCCAGCUGAAUCAGCAGAAGAUGCUGGUGUCUGAAAUAGAGGUGAAACAGAACAAAAUGGACGAGUGUCAAAAAUACUCAGAGCAGUACUCGGCUGCAGUCAAGGACUAUGAAUUGCAAACAAUGACCUACAGGGCCAUGGUGGAUUCCCAGCAGAAGUCACCAGUGAAGCGCCGUAGGAUACAGAGCUCAGCAGACCUCGUUAUUCAAGAGUUCAUGGACCUACGGACGCGGUACACUGCCCUGGUCACUCUUAUGACACAGUAUAUUAAAUUUGCUGGCGAUUCGUUGAAAAGGCUGGAAGAGGAGGAGAAGUCACUGGAUGAAGAGAAGAAACAACAUGUUGAAAAAGCUAAAGAAUUGCAGAAAUGGGUAUCAAAUAUCAGCAAGACACUGGGAGAUGGGGAGAAAGCUGAGAAACCUCUAUUCUCUAAGCAACAGAUUUCCAGUAAAGAGAUAUCAGCCAAGAAGGAGCAGUUCUCGGAAGCUCUGCAAACCACACAGAUUUUUUUGGCUAAACAUGGAGACAAGCUGACAGAAGAAGAAAGAAGUGAUUUGGAGAAACAGGUGAAAACCCUGCAGGAAGGUUACAAUUUAUUAUUCAGUGAAUCUCUGAAACAGCAAGAGUUACAACCCUCAGGAGAGGCGAAGGUCGAGGAGAAGGUUGUGGCAGAGCGUCAACAAGAGUACAAAGAGAAACUCCAAGGGCUGUGUGAUCUCCUCACCCAGACUGAAAACCGUCUAAUUAGUCACCAGGAAGCCUUUGUGAUUGGAGAUGGCACAGUGGAGUUAAAAAAGUACCAGUCCAAGCAAGAGGAAUUACAGAGAGAGAUGCAAGGAAGUACACAGGCACUGGCAGAAAUAGUGAGAAACACAGAAAUCUUUUUAAAAGAAAGCGGUGAUGAGUUGUCCCAAGAAGACAAAGCUUUGAUUGAGCAGAAACUCAACGAGGCGAAGGUGAAGUGUGAGCAGCUGCGUCUAAAGGCAGAGCAGUCGAGAAAGGAGCUGGAUAAAGCAGUGACUACGGCCCUCAAGGAGGAGACUGAAAAGGUUGCAGCUGUGAGGCAGCUGGAAGAGAGCAAAACUAAAAUAGAAAAUCUUUUGAACUGGUUGUCAAAUGUUGAGAAAGACUCAGAAGGGGCAGGGAUGAAGCACACACGACCCAUGGAGCAGAAUGGAACCCAUUUGCAUGAAGGUGAUGGCAAGUCAGGAGGCGGUGAAGAGGAUGAAGUCAACGGUAACCUGCUGGAGACGGAUGCUGAAGGGCACAGUGGGACCCCCGAGGGGAAUCUGAACCAGCAGUACGAGAAAGUCAAGGCCCAGCAUGAAAAGAUCAUGGCUCAGCACCAGGCCGUCAUCUUAGCCACGCAGUCGGCCCAGAUGCUGCUUGAGAAACAGGGCCACUAUCUGUCGCCCGAAGAGAAGGAGAAGCUGCAGACGAACAUGCAGGAGCUGAAGGCACAUUACGAGACUGUGCUGGCCGAGUGUGAGAAGAAGGUGAAGCUGACGCACUCCCUGCAGGAGGAGCUGGAGAAGUUUGACGCUGACUGGAAUGAGUUUGAGCAUUGGCUACAGCAGUCAGAGCAAGAGCUGGAGAACCUGGAGGCGGGUGCGGACGACCUCAGUGGGCUAACGGACAAGCUGACGAGGCAGAAGAGCUUCUCAGAGGACGUCAUUUCGCACAAAGGUGACCUGAGGUACAUCACCAUUUCUGGAAACAGAGUGAUCGAAGCUGCCAAAUCUUGCAGCAAGAGGGACAGUGACACGAUUGGCAAGGACAGCAUCGAGACUUCCGCAACCCACAGAGAGGUUCAGACCAAACUGGAUCAGGCUACAGACCGCUUCCGAUCUCUCUACUCUAAGUGCAGUAUUCUUGGAAAUAACCUCAAAGAUCUGGUGGAUAAAUACCAACACUAUGAAGAUGCUUCCUGUGGACUUCUCUCCGGGCUCCAGGCCUGCGAGGCCAAAGCCAGCAAACAUUUACUCGAGCCUAUUGCUUUGGACCCCAAAAAUCUGCAAAGGCAGUUAGAAGAGACCAAGGCUCUGCAAGGACAGAUAUCAAGUCAGCAGGUCGCCGUAGAGAAGCUGAAGAAAACCGCAGAAGUACUCCUGGAUGCCAAGGGCUGGCUACUUCCUGCCAAGAAUGAUAUCCAGAAGACACUUGAAGACAUUGUUGGGAGAUACGAUGAUCUGUCCAAGUCUGUGAAUGAACGGAAUGAGAAGCUUCAGAUAACGCUGACCCGCUCGCUGAGUGUGCAGGACGGUCUGGACGAGAUGCUGGACUGGAUGGGCAAUGUGGAAAGCUCACUGGUCAAGCCGGGUCAAGUGCCCUUAAACUCCACAGCGCUCCAGGAUCUCAUCAGUAAAAACACCAUGCUGGAGCAGGAUAUUACAGGUCGCCAGAGCAGCAUAAAUGCCAUGAAUGAAAAGGUGAAGACAUUUAUAGAGACAGCAGACCCGUCCACCGCCUCCUCACUGCAAGCGAAAAUGAAGGACCUGUCUGCUCGCUUUUCCGAAGCGAGCCAGAAACACAAGGAAAAGCUUGCCAAGAUGGUGGAGCUAAAGGCCAAAGUAGAACAGUUUGAGAAGCUCUCAGAAAAGCUCCAGACGUUUCUAGAGACACAGAGCCAGGCGCUCACUGAGGUGGACAUGCCCGGAAAGGAUGUUUCAGAGCUGUCUCAGCAUAUGCAGGAAUCAACUACUAAAUUCUUAGAACACAGGAAAGAUCUCGAAGCUUUGCACAGUCUCCUAAAGGAGAUAUCCAGCCAUGGCUUACCAGGAGACAAAGCUCUGGUGUUUGAGAAGACUAAUAAUUUGUCAAAGAAGUUCAAAGAAAUGGAGGAUACUAUCCAAGAAAAGAAAGAAGCACUGAGUUCUUGUCAGGAGCAGCUGAGUGCUUUCCAAGCUCUUGCUCAGUCACUGAAAGCGUGGAUAAAAGAAACAACCAAGCAGGUUCCUGUCCUGAAGCCUUCUUUCGGCGCAGAGGACUUGGGAAAAGCUCUGGAAGAAACCAAGAAAUUACAAGAAAAGUGGAGUCUGAAAGCACCAGAAAUUCACAAAGCAAACAACAGUGGGGUCUCACUAUGUAACCUGCUGGGUGCAUUGAUCAGCCCUGCAAAGGCCAUAGCCGCAGCCAAAUCAGGUGGAAUAAUACUAAAUGGUGAAGGAACAGACACAAAUACUCAGGAUUUCUUGGCAAAUAAAGGUUUAACAUCUAUCAAAAAGGACAUGACUGACAUAAGCCACAGUUACGAAGACCUGGGCCUCUUACUCAAGGAUAAAAUAGUUGAACUGAACACUAAGCUCUCCAAGUUGCAAAAGGCUCAGGAAGAGUCCAGUGCGAUGAUGCAGUGGUUACAGAAGAUGAACAGAACUGCCAGCAGGUGGCGCCAGACCCCGACACCGGCAGACACGGAGUCUGUGAAGAUGCAGGUGGAGCAGAACAAGUCAUUUGAGGCAGAACUAAAGCAAAAUGUAAACAAAGUACAAGAAUUAAAAGACAAACUGGCAGAGCUUCUGAAGGAGAACCCAGAGGCUCCUGAGGCCCCAUCCUGGAAGCAGACUCUGGCAGAGAUGGACACUAAGUGGCAAGAACUCAACCAGUUAACUGUCGACCGGCAACAAAAGCUGGAAGAGUCCUCCAAUAACCUAACCCAGUUCCAGACCACAGAGGCCCAGUUAAAACAGUGGCUCACGGAGAAAGAGCUGAUGGUCAGUGUGCUCGGGCCCUUGUCCAUUGACCCAAACAUGUUGAGCACACAGAAGCAGCAGGUCCAGAUUCUGCUGCAAGAAUUCGACACCAGAAAACCUCAGUAUGAACAGCUCACAGCAGCUGGCCAGGGCAUUCUGAGCAGGCCUGGGGAAGACCCUUCUUUACAUGGGCUUGUGAAGGAACAACUGGUAGCUGUGACCCAGAAGUGGGAGAACCUAACCGGACAACUAAGGGACAGGUGUGACUGGAUUGGCCAGGCUAUCGUCAAAAGCACACAGUACCAGGGUCUGCUGAGAAGUCUCUCAGGUACCCUGACUGAGCUGGAUGACAAGCUCAGCAGUGGCCUCACCGCGGGCACACUGCCCGAUGCCGUGAACCAACAACUGGAGGCAGCCCAAAAGCUGAAACAGGAAAUAGAGCAGCAAACACCGAAGAUCAAGGAGGCCCAGGCAAUCUGCGAGGACCUGUCGGCACUGGUCAAAGAGGAGUACUUGAAAGCAGAACUGAGCAGGCAACUGGAAGGCAUCUUAAAGUCGUUUAAGGAUAUUGAGCAAAAGACAGAGAAUCAUGUUCAGCGCCUCCAGUCAGCCUGUGCGAGCUCUCACCAGUUUCAGCAAAUGUCUAAGGAUUUCCAAGCGUGGCUUGACGCAAAGAAAGAAGAGCAAAGGAACUCUCCCCCGAUAUCCGCCAAGCUGGAUGUCUUGGAGUCGUUACUGAGAGUGCAGAAAGACUUUGGCAAAACUUUCACUGAGCAGUCUAACAUCUAUGAGAAAACCGUUGCAGAAGGUGAAAACCUGUUGUUGAAGACACAGGGGGCGGAGAAGGCAGCCCUGCAGUUACAGCUCAACACCAUCAAAACCGACUGGGACCGAUUUAGGAAACAGGUGAAAGAAAGGGAAGAGAAACUGAAAGACUCGUUGGAAAAAGCCCUCAAGUACAGAGAGCAGGUGGAGACUCUGCAGCCGUGGAUAGACAAAUGUCAGCACAGCCUGGAGAGAGUGAAAUUCUCCUUGGAUCCCACUGAGACAGAGAGUUCCAUCGCCAAGUUAAAGUCCCUGCAGAAGGAAAUGGACCACCACUUUGGUAUGCUGGAACUGCUGAACAACACAGCCAAUAGCCUGCUCAGUGUCUGUGAGGUAGAUAAAGAUGCAAUCACAGAGGAGAAUAAGGCAUUGGUCCAGAAGGUAAACGUGGCCACCGAGCAGCUACAAAGCAAGAAAAUCUCCCUGGAGAACACAGCCCAAAAGUUUAAAGAAUUUCAGGACAUUUCCAAAGAUACCAAAAGGCAGCUUCAGGAUGCAAAAGACCAGCUAGAAGCCCAUCACUCCCUAGGACCUCAGGCAUACAGUAACAAGCACCUGACCAUGCUCCAGGCCCAGCAGAAGUCACUGCAGACCCUGAAGCAUCAGGUAGACUCAGCAAAAAGGCUGGCUCAGGACCUCGUGGUAGAAGCUGCCGACUCAAAGGGAACCUCUGAUGUGUUGUUGCAAGCAGAGACCUUAGCUGAAGAGCACAGCGAACUGAGCCAACAGGUGGACGAGAAGUGUUCGUUCUUAGAGACCAAGCUCCAGGGUCUCGGCCACUUCCAGAAUACCAUCCGAGAGAUGUUCUCUCAGUUCACAGAGUUUGACGAUGAGCUAGAUAGCAUGGCCCCCGUGGGGAGAGAUGCAGAAACCCUGCAAAAGCAAAAGGCGUGCAUGCAGACCUUCCUGAAGAAACUGGAAGCCCUCAUCGCGAGCAAUGACAGCGCAAAUAGAACCUGCAAGAUGAUGCUAGCCACUGAGGAGACCUCUCCUGACCUUAUUGGAGUCAAAAGGGACUUAGAAGCCUUGAGCAAACAGUGCAACAAGCUGCUGGACCGGGCAAAAACCAGAGAGGAGCAGGUAGACGGGGCCACUGAGAAGCUGGAGGAGUUCCAUCGCAAGCUGGAGGAGUUCUCGACUCUGCUCCAGAAGGCUGAAGAACACGAAGAGUCCCAGGGCCCCGUGGGUACAGAGACCGAGGCAAUCAACCAGCAGCUUGACGUGUUUAAGGUCUUCCAGAAAGAAGAAAUCGAACCCUUGCAGGUGAAGCAGCAAGAUGUGAACUGGUUAGGCCAAGGCCUUAUUCAGAGCGCAGCUGCAAACACUUGCACUCAGGGUUUGGAGCAUGACCUGGACAGCGUCAACGUGCGGUGGAAGACCCUCAAUAAGAAGGUGGCUCAGCGUACAUCCCAGCUUCAGGAGGCCCUGCUACACUGUGGAAGGUUCCAGGAUGCCCUGGAGUCCCUCCUCAGCUGGAUGGCAGACACCGAGGAGCUUGUGGCCAAUCAGAAGCCUCCAUCAGCCGAGUUCAAAGUGGUGAAGGCACAGAUACAGGAGCAAAAGCUUCUGCAAAGACUGCUGGAAGACCGGAAGUCUACCGUGGAGGUGAUCAAACGAGAAGGAGAGAAAAUCGCUGCUUCGGCAGAGCCUGCAGACAGAGUAAAGCUCACAAGGCAGCUGAGCCUCUUGGACAGCAGAUGGGAAGCGCUGCUCAGCAGAGCUGAAGCAAGGAACCGUCAACUGGAAGGUAUCUCUGUGGUAGCUCAGGAGUUUCAUGAGACCCUGGAGCCGCUGAACGAGUGGCUCACAGCCGUAGAGAAGAAGCUGGCAAACUCCGAACCCAUAGGAACCCAGGCCCCGAAGCUGGAGGAGCAGAUUGCACAGCACAAAGUCUUAGAAGAUGACAUCACCAAUCACAACAAACAGUUACACCAGGCCGUUAGCAUUGGCCAGUCCUUAAAGGUCCUGAGCUCCAGGGAGGACAAAGAUUUGGUGCAGAGUAAGCUAGACUCCUUGCAAGUGUGGUACUUUGAGAUCCAAGAGAAAAGUCACAGCAGGUCCGAGCUCCUCCAGCAGGCCCUGUGCAAUGCUAAGAUUUUUGGGGAAGAUGAAGUUGAGCUGAUGAACUGGCUGAACGAAGUGCAUGACAAACUGAGCAAGCUGUCAGUCCAGGAUCACAGCACUGAGGCUCUGUGGAGACAGCGGGCUGAACUCAGGGCUCUACAAGAAGACAUUCUCCUCAGGAAACAGAGUGUAGAUCAGGCACUGCUGAACGGCUUAGAACUGCUCAAACAAACCACAGGUGAUGAAGUCUUAAUCAUUCAAGAUAAGUUGGAAGCCAUUAAAGCCAGGUACAAAGACAUCACCAAGUUGAGUGCCGACGUAGCGAAGACACUGGAACAUGCUCUGCAGCUCGCCGGACAGCUGCAGUCCACACAUAAGGAGCUGUGUAACUGGCUGGACAGGGUAGAGGUGGAGUUGCUGUCCUACGAGACUCAGGGCCUGAAAGGAGAAGCUGCGAGCCAAGUGCAGGAGAGACAGAAAGAGCUGAAAAAUGAAGUCAGGAGCAACAAAGCCUUACUGGAUUCUCUCAAUGACGUGAGCAGUGCCUUGUUGGAACUGGUGCCCUGGAGGGCGAGGGAAGGGCUUGAGAAGACAGUCUCAGAAGACAAUGAACGCUACCGACUGGUGAGCGACAGGAUCACUCAGAAAGUGGAGGAGAUCGAUGCCGCCAUUCUGAGGUCUCAGCAGUUUGACCAAGCAGCAGAUGCUGAGUUAUCCUGGAUCACUGAAACACAGAAGAAAUUAAUGUCUCUGGGUGACAUCAGGCUUGAGCAAGACCAGACCUCUGCUCAGCUGCAGGUUCAAAAGGCUUUCACCAUGGAUAUUUUGAGACACAAAGAUAUCAUUGAUGAACUUGUUACAUCUGGGCAUAAAAUCAUGACCACAUCCAGUGAAGAGGAGAAGCAGUCAAUGAAGAAAAAGCUGGACAAGGUACUGAAGAAGUACGACGCCAUCUGCCAGACCAACUCAGAGAGGCACCUGCAGCUGGAGCGGGCACAGUCCCUGGUCAGCCAGUUCUGGGAGACCUAUGAGGAACUUUGGCCGUGGCUAACGGAAACACAACGAAUCAUCUCUCAGCUGCCUGCCCCAGCCCUGGAGUACGAGACUCUGAGAAGACAGCAGGAGGAGCAUCGGCAACUUCGGGAGCUGAUAGCCGAGCACAAGCCUCACAUAGAUAAGAUGAACAAGACUGGACCACAGCUACUGGAACUGAGCCCGAAGGAAGGCAUUUAUAUCCAAGAAAAGUAUGUGGCAGCCGACACCCUCUACAGUCAGAUCAAAGAAGAUGUCAAAAAGCGAGCUGUGGUACUGGAUGAGGCCAUUUCUCAGUCCACCCAGUUUCACGACAAGAUCGACCAGAUCCUCGAGAGCCUGGAGCGCAUCGCCGAGCGUCUGCGCCAGCCGCCGUCCAUCUCCGCCGAGGUUGAAAAGAUCAAGGAGCAGAUUGGUGAAAAUAAGAGCGUGUCCGUGGACAUGGAGAAGCUGCAGCCACUGUAUGAGACUCUGAGACAGAGGGGAGAGGAGAUGAUUGCCAGGUCGGAGGGCGCCGAAAAAGACAUAUCUGCCAAAGCUGUACAGGAUAAGUUGGACCAAAUGGUAUUCAUCUGGGGAAGCAUCCACACGCUGGUAGAAGAACGGGAAGCCAAACUGCUGGAUGUGAUGGAACUAGCAGAAAAAUUCUGGUGUGAUCACAUGUCACUGGUCGUUACCACCAAAGACACACAAGAUUUCAUCCGGGACCUGGAGGAUCCCGGAAUCGACCCCUCAGUCGUAAAGCAGCAGCAGGAAGCAGCAGAGGCAAUAAGGGAGGAGAUUGAUGGGCUGCAAGAGGAGCUGGACAUGGUCAUCAUGCUGGGCUCGGAGCUCAUCGCCGCAUGUGGGGAGCCCGACAAGCCCAUUGUCAAGAAGAGCAUAGACGAGUUAAAUUCAGCAUGGGAUUCUCUAAAUAAAGCUUGGAAGGACCGGGUUGACAAACUGGAAGAGGCCAUGCAAGCUGCCGUUCAGUACCAGGACGGAUUGCAGGCAAUAUUCGACUGGGUUGAUAUUGCAGGCAACAAGUUAGCCACAAUGUCUCCAAUUGGAACAGACCUGGAGACGGUCAAGCAGCAGAUUGAAGAGCUAAAGCAAUUCAAGUCAGAAGCUUAUCAACAACAGAUAGAAAUGGAGAGGCUGAACCAUCAAGCAGAGCUGUUGCUGAAGAAAGUAACAGAGGAGGUUGACAAGCACAGCGUCCAGGACCCGCUGAUGGAGCUGAAGUUGAUAUGGGAUAGCCUGGACGAGCGAAUCGUCAGCAGACAGCACAAGCUUGAGGGCGCUCUCUUGGCGCUGGGUCAGUUCCAGCACGCCCUGGACGAGCUCCUCGCGUGGCUGACUCACACCAAGGGCUUGCUAAGUGAACAGAAACCCGUUGGAGGAGAUCCGAAAGCCAUUGAGAUUGAACUCGCUAAGCAUCACGUACUCCAAAACGACGUCUUAGCCCACCAGUCCACGGUAGAAGCCGUCAACAAAGCAGGAAAUGAUCUCAUCGAGUCAAGUGAGGGCGAAGAAGCAAGCAACCUCCAGUACAAGCUCAGAAUUCUAAAUCAGCGCUGGCAGGAUAUUUUGGAAAAAACAGAUCAAAGGAAGCAGCAGCUGGACAGCGCCUUACUCCAGGCCAAAGGGUUCCACGGUGAAAUCGAAGAUUUGCAGCAGUGGCUGACGGACACAGAGCGUCAUCUCUUGACAUCCAAACCUCUAGGUGGUCUCCCAGAGACAGCCAGGGAGCAGCUUAACGCACAUAUGGAAGUCUGCACUGCCUUUGCCGUCAAAGAAGAGACGUACAAGAGCCUGAGUCUGAGGGGCCAGCAGAUGCUUGCACGAUGUCCCAAAUCUGCAGAGACCAACAUUGACCAAGACUUAACCAACUUGAAAGAGAAGUGGGAAUCCGUGAAAAGCAAACUCCACGAGAAGAAAACAAAAUUGGAAGAGGCCCUGCACUUAGCCAUGGACUUCCACAACUCCCUCCAGGACUUCAUCAACUGGCUUACCCAGGCUGAGCAAACUUUGAAUGUGGCCUCUCGGCCAAGUCUUAUCCUGGACACCAUCUUGUUUCAAAUUGAUGAGCACAAGGUCUUUGCCAACGAAGUAAAUUCUCACCGUGAGCAGAUAAUAGAGCUAGACAAGACUGGAACCCACCUGAAGUAUUUCAGUCAGAAGCAAGAUGUCGUGCUGAUUAAGAACUUGCUCAUCAGCGUGCAGAGUCGGUGGGAAAAGGUGGUUCAGCGCUUAGUAGAGAGAGGAAGAUCCUUGGACGAAGCGAGGAAGAGGGCCAAGCAGUUCCACGAAGCAUGGAGUAAGCUGAUGGAAUGGCUGGAUGAGUCAGAAAAGUCUCUGGAUUCUGAACUGGAAAUCGCCAAUGAUCCAGACAAAAUCAAAGCACAGCUGGUACAGCAUAAGGAGUUUCAGAAAUCACUUGGAGGCAAACAUUCUGUCUAUGAUACCACCAACCGAACUGGGCGUUCUCUGAAGGAGAAAACCUCCCUGGCUGAUGACAACCUGAAGCUGGACAACAUGCUGAGCGAACUCAGGGACAAAUGGGACACCAUAUGUGGAAAGUCUGUGGAAAGACAAAACAAAUUGGAGGAAGCCCUGCUAUUUUCUGGACAAUUCACAGACGCCCUGCAGGCCCUCAUUGAUUGGCUGUACCGAGUUGAGCCUCAGCUGGCGGAAGACCAGCCUGUGCACGGAGACAUUGACUUGGUGAUGAACCUGAUCGACAAUCACAAGGUCUUCCAGAAAGAGCUGGGGAAGAGGACCAGCAGCGUGCAGGCCUUGAAGCGCUCUGCCAGGGAGCUCAUAGAAGGCAGCCGUGAUGACUCCUCCUGGGUCAGGGUCCAGAUGCAGGAGCUAAGCACCCGCUGGGAAACCGUGUGUGCGCUCUCCAUAUCAAAGCAGACGCGGCUAGAGUCAGCCCUGCAACAGGCAGAGGAAUUCCACUCUGUGGUCCAUACCCUCUUGGAGUGGCUGGCGGAGGCAGAGCAAACCCUGCGUUUCCAUGGUGCUCUCCCAGAUGAUGAGGAUGCUCUCCGGACUCUCAUUGAGCAACACAAAGAGUUCAUGAAGAAACUGGAAGAGAAAAGAGCAGAACUAAAUAAGGCCACCGGUAUGGGGGAUGCCCUUCUGGCCGUCUGCCACCCUGACUCCAUUACCACCAUUAAGCACUGGAUAACGAUCAUCCAGGCCAGGUUUGAAGAGGUGCUGGCCUGGGCAAAGCAGCACCAGCAGAGGUUAGCAGGGGCGCUGGCCGGGCUCAUUGCUAAGCAGGAGCUGUUGGAGACUCUGCUCGCAUGGCUGCAGUGGGCGGAAACCACACUGACUGAGAAAGAUAAGGAAGUCAUCCCCCAGGAGAUCGAAGAGGUGAAAACCCUCAUUGCAGAACACCAGACCUUCAUGGAAGAAAUGACCAGAAAACAGCCCGACGUUGAUAAAGUUACCAAGACCUAUAAAAGGAGGGCCGCUGACCCUCCGUCAUUACAGUCUCACAUCCCUGUCUUGGACAAGGGACGAGCCGGAAGGAAACGCUUCCCGGCCUCAGCUUUGUACCCAUCUGGAUCACAGACACAAAUCGAAACCAAGAAUCCCAGGGCUAACCUGCUGGUGAGCAAGUGGCAGCAGGUCUGGCUCCUGGCCCUGGAAAGGAGGAGGAAGCUCAAUGACGCCCUGGACAGGCUGGAGGAGCUGAGGGAAUUCGCCAACUUUGAUUUCGAUAUCUGGCGGAAAAAAUACAUGAGGUGGAUGAACCAUAAGAAAUCUCGAGUGAUGGAUUUCUUCCGGAGAAUCGAUAAGGACCAGGACGGCAAGAUCACUCGGCAGGAGUUCAUUGACGGGAUCCUCUCCUCCAAGUUUCCCACCAGUCGCCUGGAGAUGAGCGCCGUGGCAGACAUCUUUGACAGAGAUGGUGACGGGUACAUUGACUACUAUGAAUUCGUGGCCGCUCUGCAUCCAAACAAAGAUGCAUACAAACCCAUCACGGAUGCUGACAAAAUCGAAGACGAGGUCACGAGGCAGGUGGCCAAGUGUAAGUGUGCCAAGCGAUUCCAAGUUGAACAGAUCGGCGACAACAAAUACAGGUUCUUCCUGGGAAAUCAGUUUGGAGACUCCCAGCAGCUGCGACUGGUUCGGAUCCUGCGAAGCACGGUGAUGGUUCGUGUUGGAGGCGGAUGGAUGGCUCUGGAUGAGUUCUUAGUGAAAAAUGAUCCAUGCAGGGCUAAAGGAAGGACCAACAUGGAACUGCGGGAGAAGUUCAUCCUAGCAGACGGUGCCAGCCAGGGUAUGGCCGCCUUCCGGCCACGAGGCCGCAGAUCUCGACCUUCAUCCAGAGGAGCUUCCCCCAACAGAUCCACUUCCGCGUCCAGUCACGCCUGCCAGGCAGCCUCCCCACCGGUGCCUGCCGCUGCCAGCACACCCAAGAUUCUCCAUCCUUUAACACGCAAUUAUGGUAAACCAUGGUUGGCAAACAGCAAAAUGUCAACUCCCUGUAAAGCAGCAGAGUGCCCUGACUUUCCCGUAUCAUCUGCAGAGGGAACGCCAAUCCAGGGAAGCAAGCUGCGACUCCCAGGGUACCUGUCAGGGAAAGGCUUCCACUCCGGGGAGGACAGCACCUUGAUAACGACAGCAGCUGCCAGAGUCCGAACACAGUUUGCUGAGUCCAGGAAGACGCCCAGCCGCCCUGGAAGCAGAGCCGGAAGCAAAGCUGGAAGCAGAGCCAGCAGCCGCCGAGGCAGCGACGCCUCCGACUUUGACAUUUCAGAAAUCCAGUCUGUGUGCUCAGACGUGGAGACCGUCCCACAGACACACAGACCUGUGCCCCGAGCAGGUUCUCGGCUAUCCACAGCCAAGCCUUCUAAAAUCCCCACGCCCCAGAGGAGGUCACCUGCCGGCAAAUUAGACAAGUCUUCGAAGAGAUAGUGCAAUUGGCUCCAACCAGCCCUUCCCCGAGCAUUUAUUAUUUAAGCGAAUGAUGUAAAAUACGAUGUAGAAAUUACUGUGAAAUAUUGCAGGAAGGCGAGUUUUAAAUUCUGCAGAUGGCCUUAUUUGUGUAUUUGUCUUUUUAUUUGAUCAUCACUUUUUUUGGUCAGAUUUUCUGGGGGGGGAGGGGUAAAAGUCACAUCAUAUGUGAUAAGGAAGAAAGAACUUAACAUAAACUAAUGUUUCUGCACUGUCGAGUGUAGACCACACACUAAAAGUCAGUUACUGUACCUACAGGUAAGUCCACAUUCUCUCUGACAACCAUAGCACUACAUAGCUGACAUUAAGGGAUACCUCAUGACACCUCUUAUGGAGAUUCUGAACAGCUGACAGACCAAGCAGGGAAUUUUAUUUUUAUUUAUUUUUUAUUUUAUUUUGCGAUGCUCUAACUGUAAAUUAGACAGAAGACAAAAGGAAAAACACAACAAGACACAGUUCUUCGAGCAGAGCCACCAACAGAGAAUCAAUCACAGGAGAACACUUCAAGCAGCACGAGUACCGUGGCGUGCAAGCACCUCCCGGCAUCCUUGGGCCUCUGCUUCGGGCACAGCCAGAUGUGUCCUGGGCAUCAGCCGUCUAUACUGUAAGAAUGCAAUGCUACGUGCAUUCGUAUAAACAUGCAAGGUUUUGCUUUGCUUGGGUGGACAGCAGCCCCUGUACCAUUGAACUCAUUUUGUAACAGCAAUUUCGCUUGCAAAAAAAAAAAAGAAAAGAAAGAAAAAAAAGAAAAAAAAGCUAUGAAAUAAAACAUGUCCCUUAACAACAUCGCUAUGGAAUUAAUUUUUUUUCCCCAGGGAAAACUGGUGUAUUUUUUUAUGAACAGUAUCAAUUUGGAGUGACCAAAAGAUACUUGAAAAAAAAGUGGGCUUAUUUUGAUUUCUCAUCUGGAAUAAUCAUGUUCUGGUAUUAUAUCUACUUAUAUUUAAUAAAUAUGCAUUUUAAUUUAUUAUGUAUACUCACAUACUAGAGAAAGAUAUUAGUAUGCAUUUAAUAAAACAUAUUCACUUGAA